AGUCGGCUCGAGGGCCGCGCGCGACCGCCCCGCCCCCGACCAGCCACGGCCCAGAACCAGCCGCGGCCAGACAGGAGCUCGGCCCGCUCGCUUGGCGCCCGACGCCGUGUUCGCGGGCGCUCAGGCGCCCGGAGCCGCGCUCGCAGGCGCGCCGGGCCGCCUUUGGCCGCCAUGAGCCCGCCGGCGCAGCUCAUCGAGGCCGCCGCGUCGGAGGAGCUCUUGCGAGCGUUGAAGGCGCAGGGGUCCGUCAUCGAGCUGCUGGAGGGGCGCCUGCGGGCGCUGGAGGCAGAGCGCCUGCAGGAGAAGCACGAGCGCGCCUCGACGGCGACGACGGCGCCGCCCGCUUCGACGGUGACGACGGCGGCGGCCACGCCGGCCGUCCCGCCGCCCGGGCCGCCUGCCACGGGAGCGGCCGUCGCGGGCAUGAGCGCGCCCGACAGCCCGAGGCGCCAGGCCUCCGCGCCCCAGCCGUCGCCGCCCGCGUCGCCGGCCCCGCGGGCGGCUGCGAGGUCCGGGGCCAGCGCCUCCGUGGGGCGCGGCCUGGGCACCCGCCGCACCAACGCGACCAGCGCCAGCACGGGCAGAGGGUUGGACCCCUUCACGAGCAUGUGGGCCCAGUCGCGCUUCGACGAGGAGCGCCAGAUGUUUGAGAAGAGCUUGCUGCGCUCGAUCCACAACAGUGCGGACAAGAGCUGCCGGAACAGGGGGGCGCGCUGGGGACUGGGCAUUGUGGGCCUCCUGUCCAUACCCUUCGGGCCGAUCGGCAUCCUCGGUGGCGGCCUGUUCGGGGCGCUCGUCGGCGGCCUCUGCGGCACAUGUUUCGAUAGGCGCAAGCGGCGGACGCAGGCGCAGGACCUGGAGGUGAACCAGCGGAAGCUCCGCAGCCUGAUACGGUGGGCUUCGGACGCCUCGCACAAGGACGAGGACCUCCUUCAGCUCAUCGAGAUGGUAACGCUGGAGUUCAAGCUCAUAGCUGACCUGGCCGCUGGCAGCGCCAACGCGCGCAAACUGCUUCGGCUUCUGGACCGUUGGAUCGCGCAGGCACGAGUGACGCGGCAGCUGUGGAUCUACAUGGACAAGGUGCUGCAGGAC
Prorocentrum cordatum is the source of this 1092-nucleotide messenger RNA. The record is from the annotation of a GenBank genome assembly. NCBI's taxonomy places the organism in Eukaryota, Dinophyceae, Prorocentrales, Prorocentraceae.